Oryctolagus cuniculus (rabbit) is the source of this 12008-nucleotide messenger RNA. The record is from RefSeq and is a predicted model, not a curated record. NCBI's taxonomy places the organism in Eukaryota, Metazoa, Chordata, Mammalia, Lagomorpha, Leporidae.
CUCAAGUUCAGUUCCUGGAGGAGCAGUUUCACCGGGCAGCCGACGGUUCCGCAAAAGAACCAGGAUCCAUAUGGCUGGAAAAAUGCUCAAUCCCCGCAGAGCUGCUGGCAAUCCGAGGAGAUUCAAUGGACUUCUGGUUGUUGAAAGAUCCCCCACUGGAAGGGGAAUCUCCAAGUCCAUGAGGACAGAAGCCCCAUGCGCAGGACCUGGAUUGCAUGUUGUCCUUCAUAAUAAUCCAGUAAAGCUUUUAAAAGUUAUGUCUAUAUUCAUAGCAAAAUGGCCCUCAACUCAAAGUUAUGAAUUUAUGUCAACUACUGAUGGAAUAUCUCAAGAACAUAAAAGGCUACUUAUGAUAAAUUAGGAAUAUAGAAAACAACAGAAGACAACAGAAAAUGUGAAUCUCAAGCUGGCUGUUGUGCAGGGCUCAUACAUCAUUACUGAAAAUCCCAGUCGAUUAUCGCUGCUAACAGAAACCACUUGCUGAAGUUGUUUAAAUGGGGAGAAUCAGGACAUUUCUCUAACUGCUGAUUGGCACUCAGAUGAUAACAGAUUGGACUUUGUUGACUGAAGGAAGGAACAUGUCCUUGAGAGGAAAAGUGGGUGGCGUCUUGACAAAUACCUGUGGUUUUCCAUGAACCCUGCACAAAGAACCACGUGGUGAUCCACUAAGCUACGCUCACAAGAAAGGAAGGAAAUCGCAUUGUGGGGGAAGCAGUGAACUGGAACCUGGACGAAGAGUGCAAACAAGUUAAGUUCUCACUUGCUGAUUGACUCCCCAAAUGCCUGUGAAGACCUUGGCCCAGCUGAAGUCAGGAGCCAGGAAUUCAAUCCCAUAGAAUUAGAUGAGCGAUGUGCAUCCUGAAGCUGCCAAUAGUUCUACUUGUGCUCUCAGUUGCAGUGAACCACCUGAAAGCUCCACCUGUUGAGAGUCAUCAGGUGGAAAAACGGAAAUGCAACACUGUCACAUGUGCCACACAACGCCUGGCAAAUUUUUUAAUUCAUUCCAGCAACAACUUUGGUGCCAUUUUCUCACCUCCCAGUGUGGGAUCCAAUUCAUAUGGCAAGAGGAAUGCAGUUGAGGUUCUAAACAGAGACCCCCUGCACUACUGACCCAGGUGGGAGUCAGUGCCCUCCACAGCCCCCGCUGACUCUGUAUAAACAUGAGUCCCUGUCGCGUUCCCGUUCCAGUGUAACUGUGGCUCUGCUUGUCCCAUGUGUGUCACCACUACACGUAAAUUGUCAUUUGAGGUGUGUUUUCAAUUUAGUACUAAUUAAAAUCCCAAAAUAAAAAAGACUAUGUCUUUAAAGCUAAAAUGUUCCUGCCAUUGAUUUUUAUUUAAAAACAAAAAAAAAACAAAACAUCACUUUGUGGACUGUAUUUUAUGGCUGAGUUAAAGAACAAAGAAGAGAAAGGUGCUUUGAACCUUGGUAAAUUGUAAACAAAUAAUAGUAAAGGUAUGAUUCUGAAUAUAAGGAAACCAACCAUUGUAAGUAUCCCUGUGAAACCAUAAUAUUGUGCACUAGAUUUCUGCAAUGAGAUAAAAUGUUGUCCAAAAAAAUAAAUAAGUAGGGGCAGGCAGAGGUCUGGCAAAGCAGUUAAGAUGCCAUCAUCCCACAUUAGAGUGCCUGGGUUUAGACUCAGCUCUGCUCUGAUUCCAGCUUCCUGUUAAUGUAUGCCCUGGGAGGCAGCAGAUGAUGGCCCAAGUGUUUGCAUCCCUGCCACCCAUUUGAGAAACCCAGACUGAGUUCUGGGCCCCUGGCUUCAGCCUGUCCCAGAUCUCCCUGUUGCAGACAUUUAGGGAGUAAGCCAGAAGAUUAAAUAAAUAAAUAACUAUUUCUUCUUUCUCUCUCUCUUUCUCUCUCUCUCUCUCUCUCUCUCACACACACACACACACACACACCCCGUUCUAAUAAAGUUCCUUUUUUAAUACAUCAAUUUCCUUAUUCUGGCAUUCAAAUCCUUCCUUAACUGAGCCCAGUCCUGUUUUCCAGUUUUAUCCAAUGUGAUUUCACUUCGUGUACCUGUGCUCCUCCCAAACCACUUGGCUCUUGCAGUUGUUUCUAGAGAAUCUGUUAUCAUCAGAUUUUCUCUCAUUAUUUAACCUAUGUCUCUUCCAUCUACUCCUUCCAAAGUGAGCAACUCUCCCCAGUGCACCCUUUUGAAAUAUUUCAAUGACAACAAGAAUCUUUAAUCAGAGCUAUAUUGAAUGACUUUUCCUCUCACAAAGCCCUUAACACACCUUGAAGGUUAAAAGAAAUGUAGCAUUAGAAUAUUGUAUUAUUACAGCUAUAUUUGUUUAAAAUACUGUAUUAGAGUUUCAUAUUAUUGCUGUAUUGUUUGUAUAGCUGAUGUGGUUCUUCAACAUUCCUAGAUUCUAAAACUCAGACAAGAAGUUAAUCAUUUCACCACUUCACGUUUCCUGGCCCACACUCAAGGAACGUAAGCCCAUCUCAUUAUUCUGGGAAAAAUUCAGCUUCCUGAACAGCCUCCACCUUCCCUGCCUGACUGACUGUGCUGGCACAAAGUUUAAUAGCUGCUUCCUGAAAAUGGCUCGACUUGUAUCACCAACAUGUUUUGAGUGAUAGUGGGUGGAAUCAUUGUGUGAACUAAAGAUUUUUAUAAAAUACAGGGGCUGCUGUUGGAGCUCAGUGGGUUAAGCCACAGCUUACAAUGUCUACAUUCCAUAUCACAGCACCAGUUCAAGUCCCAGCUGCUCUGCUUCCAAUCCAGUCCCUGCUAGUGCACCUGGGAAAGCAGUGGAUGCUUUCCCUGCCACCCAUGUGGGAGACCCAGCUGGAGUUCCUGGCUCCUAGCUUGGGCCUGACCCAUCCCCAGCUGUUGGGACUACCUAGGGAGUAAACCAGUGGGUGAAAGAUCUCUCUCUCUCUCGCUCGCUCCCUCUCUCUCUCUCUGCUUCUGCCUUUAAAAUUUUAAAAAGUUACAGAAGAAGCAAACACCUAACAUUUUAUCCCAGAUAGGUUUAACAAACAUAUACAAUUAACACACAUCCAUUAUAUCAGAGCAUAUUAAUUAUUUUAUUACCUUGAGUUACUAAACUCUUAAUGUAAUGAAUCCCAUUUCCCAAUAAAUUAAACAUAUUACACAAUUAAAUAUUUAAAUUCAAUGAAGAAUAUUUCAAUACAAUUCUGAAUUUCCAUAAGUGUAAUUAAGCAAAUUCCAUAAAAAUGGGUUUUCUGAUGUGCUUGGAUGACAGAAAAUUGUCAUGUUUCUUAAUUUAUUGGGAGAAAAAUGCUCUUUUAUUUGAGUAAUAACAAUAUACUAGGAUGCUUCCCUUUACUGUUUUAAUCUAGAAUAUACAUUGAAUUCAUAAGCAAAAUUCAAAUUUUGCAUAUUGCUUAAACUUUGAAAACUUUUAAUUUGUAUCACUUUUGUGAAAACAUAGUAGUAUACAUUGCUCAUUCCUUUUUUUAAAAUUGAUUUUAUUUAUUUGAACGACAGAGAGACAGAAAGACAGAGAUCUCCCAUUGCUGGUUCAGUCCCCAAAUGCCCAUCAUCAUAGUCAGGGUAGGGCCAGACUAAAGCCAGGAACCAGGAACUAAAUCCAGGUCUCCCACUUGACAGUGAUGGGGACUCAACUACUUGAGUCACCAUCUGCUGCCUCCCAGAGUACAACAUAGCAGGAAGCUGAAUCUGGGGUUGAGCCAGUACUCCACCCAGGCACUCAGAGGUGGAACAUGAGCAUACCAAGUAGCAUCUUAACCACUCAACCAAAUACUCCACAUUGUUUGUAAAAUAUGUAUGCUGACUGAAAAUUCUGCCCUGAAACAUGCAUUAGCAGCACAUAAUGAGAUAUCAGCCUACUAAUGAGUCAUAGCUCAGUGGAAUUUCUAACAGGAGAAACAAAUAAACAAGGAAAACUAGAAAUUACUCCAUGAUGCUCAAGCAUGCCUUGAGAAUCGACCUGAAAUUUCCCAUAGUCAGGAGAGAAGUGGAUGAACUCUAUAUGCUAUGCAGAUUUGUCAACUCCAAAGCUAAACAGGAGCUAAGACUUUAUAUAAUAACAGUAAUUUUUUUCUUCUGUGAAACAUUAUAUAAAUUAGUCAAAUUGCUGUCAUUUGACUUUGCAAACAACAGUCUUAUGGAUGUGAAGAUGUUAAACUUUCUAUUGGUUGGAACUAGGGCAGAUCUAAAUAAUUCCUUAAAUCGUUAAAUAAUUAUGCUGAGGUGGUUAAUAUCGUAGUGGGGAGUAUUUUUCUUGAGAUCUUUUCUGCGUGCUGGCUACAGCACUCCACUAAUCAAAUAUGUUCAGUUAGAUUCUGCAGGAAGACCAGAAAACAGUAAAAAUACAAAUAAGGGGCAAGCGUUUGGUGCAGGGGGUAGGAUGCCAUUCGGGUGUGGGUGUUGUGGCACAGCAGGUUAAACAUCUGUGUGAGAUGCUCACACCCCAUAUCAGAGUGCUGCUUCCCAUCCUGGCUGCUCCACUUCUGAUCCAGCUGACCCACUAAUGUACCUGAGCAGUCUUACCAUUCAUGCGGGAGACACAGAUGGAGUUCCUGGUUUCUGGCUGGUCCAGGCAGAGCUGUUGUAGCCAUUUGGCCAGUGAGCCAGAGGAUGUAAGUUCUCUUCCUCACAGCCUGCGUUGUGUCACAUCAGUGUAAGCUACCACUGGCAAUGUUGUCUUCCCAUAUCAAAGAGCUGAUUUCAGGCCCAGGUGCUCCAUUUCUGACCCGGCUUCCUGAUAAUGUGUCUGGGAAAGCAGUGGAAGAUGGACAAAGUGCGUGGGCCUCUGCCAGCCACAUGGGGAACAAGAUAGAGUUCCUGGCUCCCGGAUUCUCUCUGGCUGGCACCUGGCUAUUGUAGAUAUUUGGAGAGUGAACCAGCAAAUGGAAGAUGUCUCUCUCCCUCCCUCCCUCCCUCUCUGUGUCACUCUACCUUUCAUAGGAAAAACUAAACAAAUCCUUUUUUUACAGGAUCUAUUUAUCACUCUUUCCAAUAAAUAAAUCUUUUAAAAAUUCAAAGAAUAACAAAUGCUGGCAAGGUUGUAAAGUGUAAUGUAACACACCGUUGGUGGAAAUACAAAUUGGUGCAGCUGUUAAGAAAAAUAUGAAGAUUCCACAGAAAACUAAAAAUGUAUCUACCGUAUGACCCAACCAUCCCACUACUGGGCAUAAAUCCAAAGGAAAUGAAAUCAACAUGUGAAAGAGCUACCUGCACACCCAUGUUUAUAGCAGCUCAAUUCACAAUAGCAAAGAUAUGGAAACAACCUAGAUGUCCAUAAACUGAUGAAUUAAUAAAGAAAAUGUGGUGUGUAUAUUCAUGAGGGAUUAUUACUCAGCCAUAAGAUGAAUGAAAUCCUGACAUUUUCAAUAAAAUGUCUGGAACUGGAGAUCAUUAUGCUAAGUAAAAUAAGCCAGACCCAGAAAGACAGAUAUCACAUAUGUUCUCUCAUUUGUGGAAGUUAAUAUAGAGUAUUAAAAUUGUGUGAAUGUUAUGUGGCAUAUACUUAUAAAUAUUGCUUCACUGAAUUAUACCAUAUAUAUGUCAAUACAUCCCUCUUAAGUCACAUUUGAUCAUUACCAUGAAUCCCUCACUUUGUGAUAUGUGUCCCUGUUUUCAAGAAAAAGAUAAUUUUAAAAAAGAUGUCAUUUGGGACUCUCAUAUUCCAUGUCUUCAUGCCUUGUUCUAAGUUCCAGGUCUGCUCCCAACAGUUGGUGGCUUAAGUAGUUGGGUCCCUGCCACUGUGUGAGGAACCUGGACUGAGUUCCUCGCUCCCAGUUUCAGCUUACCUUGCAUGGCAUGAGUGUUUGUGGAAUGAAUCAAUAAAAGGGAGACCUAUCUCUAUGUCUCCCUCUCAAUCUCUCUCUCUCCCUUUCAAAUGAGUAACUUAAAUGAAAAAUGCAAAUACAUGCUAUGCUGUUUACCAGGUGUAUCACAAGAUCUUUGUAUUCAGUAGAAUCAGGCAUUGCCAUUUCAUUGAAUAGUGGAAAAAAUCACAAAGAAUAAUCAUUAUUUUGAUAAAAGGCCAUAGUACCUUUGGACAUCUGAUAAAUGUUUCUGCUUAUCUGAUAGUUUUUUUAAUAGGGGGUCUCUCAUUAUACCUGGGAAGGAAGUAGUAACAAUACAGUGCCAUUUAGAGGAAAAUUGCAUGGUGCUUCCAAGGUCCAUUGAGCAGCUACUAAUGGCAUGAAGUACGCUUAUACUGGGUAGAAGUUGGCAAUGCCAACUUCUUUAAAAAUUGCGAUAAAAUUCUUCACUUAUUUUUAGUCGUAUAGGAGGUGUCAAUAGCGUCCCUGAUGACUUCAAACCUGCUAUUUCUUCAGGAUGAGAGUGUAGAAAUAUUUAACAGGUGAUAAAAAUAACCUACAGUAUGGAGCAGAGAUUUGAAUUUGAAUGUGUCAUGAUUAGUGCAAAGUCCUUCUUACAUCUUGUGUAUCUUCCAUGCAGAAGACAUGAAAAAACAUUUUUCUUCUAGAGCACUUUUCUCAUUCUCAUAGGAGAGAACCACCAUGUUGCUGCUGGGCCCCAUGUAGCCAGAGAUGGAAGAUUUGCAUUUGUUCUACAGCAACACCAUCAGAGGGACUGGGGAGGAAUGUACUAGCUGUGUGCUUCUUAUUGCCGUAUGGCAGGAAGGUUGUGCAGCCUCAUUCACAUAGACCUGUGUGACCUUGAAGCCCUAUUUCUGCACAUGUGUCAUGAAAAGAAUAGUAAAUCACUCAGAGAGUGGAAGAGUAAAUGAGAUCAGGUUGGUGGUGAAAAUUUUGGUGGCGAAUCUGCCCGGAUUCCUUCCGCUGGUUCCUUCUGCUUUCCCUUGCGGAGGGAGCAUCCCCUCUCUAUGAAGCAUGUCUCAGAAGGGUCGCCUUCUAAAAGCAGAAUAGCAUUGGGUCACACAUUGUAGGGAGGAGGUACCUGACCACUGUAGAGUUUGGGAAGGUGCUUGAGGGAGCACUUGAUGAGAGAGACUUCCACACCUAAAUGUCUCUAUUUGUUUACCCAACUCAGCUUGCACUUCUCAUUUAGAGAUACACUUAGGACAUGCUCAUAUAGGCAACAUGCUGUUCUAAGGUUGUUUAAAUGUAUUAUCUGACUUAAAACCUUGCUAUUAAAUCUAUUCUUGAGAUAAAAAAAAAAAGAAGCAGAGAAGGUAAAGAUUUGUGCAAGGUCGAGUGGUUCGAUUGGUUAGAGCCAAUGAAUUAACCAAAAUGUUCACCCUUCUAUGGGUUUGCUGAGCAUCUCUUCUCACUGAGACAUUCUUGAAGUGCUGGGGAAACAGCAGUACACCAGACAGACAAGUCCCCACUUCUCAUGGAACUUAUGUUCAAGUUUUGAGAUGGUGGGGGGUACCAGGGCUGUGUUUUAACCACUGUGUUAUACCAUUUUCCCAAACCUGAGAGAUCUGUCAAAGUCUGUCCUCUUCCUUCCAUAGCUAAAUAAACUAAAUCAUAAAAAUUUGCAGAACAAGAAAUCAAGACAGAAUGAGGAGAAAAUUACCACUAUUUUCUAAGUAGCAUCUACAUGUGAUUGUGUGUGGGUGGGUGUGUGUAUUUGUUAAUCUGCAUAAAUCCUAUGAGACAGGUAUUCUUACUUCACUUUUUAGUAGAGACUAAGGAGUAGAAAAUGAGCUGGCUAGUCCAAGAUCACAUAGUUAGUGAGCAUGAAACCAGAGCUGCAAUCCAAGAUUAUCAGACUCUGAAGUCUGGCCAAUUUCUCUAUGGAAUAGCCAAAGAAAAAUAUCCUGCUGAUACUUCCACUGUGCUUUGUGGUUUAUCAGAGACAGAACCAUACCAAAUAAAUUUGUCUUGGAACUGGAGAAACAGGUCAAACGAAGAAUGAGACUAAAAUAUGUAUUCUAAAUGUGAAGAACUUUGAUGCUGAUAAUAGAAAUCUUUACCCUACCCAUAUCCAACUAUGAGAUAGUUUUGACUUAUUUUAUUUUGUUUUUUGAGGCUUCAACAGGGAGCAAGUUUUUUUUUUUUUUAAAUCCAAGAUACUUAUUAAAUAUUUCAAACACUUAAAGAUUACUGGCAGUACAUUUUUUUCUUCCUAAAUCCAUCUGGGAUUUUCUUUUUUUAAAAAAAAAUAUUUAUUUGUUUAUUUUGAGAGGGGAAGACAGAGAGGUCGGUCUUCCAUCCACUGGUUCACUCCCUAAAUGGCCACAAUGGCCAGGGCAAGACCAGGCUGAAGCCAAGAGCUUCUUUCAGGUCUCCUACAUGGGUGUAAGUGCCCAAGAACCUGGGCCAUCUUCCACUGCUUUCCCAGGCCAUUAGCAGGGAGCUGGAUCAGAAGUGGAGCAGCCAUGAUUCAAGACAGUGCCCAUAUGAGAUGCCAGGACCACAAACAGACACCUAACCUACUACGCUACAGUGCCGGCCCCCUGGGAUUUUCAAAUGGAGUUUUCUACUGAGAGUUUUAUUUCUCUGCUUUGUGUACAAUUAAGAAAUCUUACAGGGGCCGGCGCUGUGGUACAGCGGGUUAACACCCUGGCCUGAAAUGCCGGCAUCCCAUUUGGGCACCGGUUCGUGACCCAGCUGCUCCACUUCUGAUCCAGCUCUCUGCUAUGGCCUGGGAAAGCAGUAGAAGAUGGCCCAAGUCCUUGGGCCCCUGCACCCACAUGGGAGACCCGGAAGAAGCUCCUGGCUUCGGAUUGGUGCAGCUCUGGUCGUUACGGCCAAUUGGGGAGUGAACCAUCGGAUGGAAGACCUCUUUCUCUCUCCCUGUUUCUCCUCUCUCUGUGUUAACCCUGACUUUCAAAUAAAUAAAUAAAUCUUUAAAAAAAAAAAAAAAGAAACCUUGCAGUAAUUUUCAGUUAAAAGGCUGCUGAGUCAAUAAACCCACAUCCUGUAGUCAGUGCUUUAGGAACUUCAGCCUAGAUUUUCACCUGCAUCACUACCGCUUGCCUCGUGCAUUUAGCUCCCAUCUGUUUCAUACCUCACAAUCACCCACCUCAGAUGGAGAUCAUGCAGUUUCCUCUCUUGCAAUGUCUUUUCCUCACUUCUGAGCUCUAUCCCAGAUUCUGCCGAAAUGUCACAUUCCCCGUAGACCCUCUGCUGAUCCUUUCAGCUCUCCUCUGCCUCUACACACACUUUUAUCUGCAUUAUUCUUCCAAUAUCAGUUGAUUAACCAUGCGCUCCGUCACUGAACAAACAUCUAUUUAUCUUACUUCUGUAAUUGAUACUUUAGUGGUUGGGGUUUCGAGAGUUCAAGAGCUCUUCCUUGUGUGUAUGCACAGGUGCUAUUUCUUCCUUGAGUUUGUGAACUACCUAAAGUCAGGGACCUAUGAGUCAUUUUUGUAAUCUCCACAAUAUUUAAGAGCAUUAUUUGCACAUAACAGAUGUUCAGUAAAUAUUGGUAGAAUAAAUGUGUUUUAUGAAUAAUGAACAAAUGGAUGAUAAAUGAGUCAACUUUAGUAUAAAUUUAUGAUGAGACGCAAUGUGAUGAAGUUGAUGGAUUGUGACAUAAUAUACUUCCUUUGUAAAACAGAAAUGAUAAUAACUAUCUUGUCUCAGUAAUAACUAAACUCAGUAAUACUAAACAGUAAUAACUAACUUGUAUAGUGUUAUUUACAACUAGGAAUGAAAUAUCCAGUAUUUUCAGUGUCCAAUCAGUAGAAGCUAUUUUAGCUAUGAUAACUAUACACAAAGGAAUCAUAUGGUAUUGUAGUUGGUACUUUGCUUGUUAACUAAGGAUUUAAAAAGAGAAAAAGAAAGAUAAAGGUAGUUAACAAAAGCGAGAACAAAACAAGAGAGAGAAAUUCAAAAAUAAAGAAAAAGGGAAAAAGCAUAAAGACAAUAAUCUACCCAAAUCCUAAAGUAGGAUUUGUAUCCCUAGUUACUUCCCCUACUCUCAUGAUCAAAUGGCACAAAGACACGGGACAACUGGAUCUAGAAUUACAACAUUUUGACAAAACCAUAAAAGACAUGGAUUCUAAAAAUCCACCCACCUUCCCUGUGGGAAUAUGCCUUUUGUUUUUUGGAACAAAGCCCAUGAUCAGUAAGAAGUGGCACAAAAAUCUUUAAGAGGAAGUAAUGGACAAUAUAGAAAAAGCAGAUUUGGUGGAGCUUACCUGGGUCAUAAGUAGAUUAGAAGAGUAGGAGGAAAAUCUAAAAUUCUAAACAGGUAGAAUUUAAGUAGUCAGAAAUCUUACCAUGCAUAUAAUAAAACCAUGUGUUAACACAUUAAGUACUUCAAAAACUGAAAUCAUGGAUAGGCAGUAUAAAAAAGGAAAAUUAAAGCUAUCCAACAUAUGUAGACUUGGAUAAAGAAAGAAAACAUUCUUAUUCACCGUUAUAGGCAUCAUGCCCUGGCUAUCCUGCUAACUUGUGAAUAUGGAACCUCUGGAACCAAAAUGCUCAGAUACCAAAUAUGAGCCCAUGUGGAGGGAGGAGGCUGUGGACCUGCCCACAGCUAUAACUGUGAUGAAACCAUGUGCUCCUUGCAAUAAUUCACUUUCUUUGGUGGAACAUGCUCCUUUCCUCUUGUAACAUAUGAAACAUCUGAUCAAACAAGUAGUCUUGAGCAGCAAACCCGUGCAGACCAUGCCAGUUGCUGCCAGGAUCCUGGUUUGUUUUCAGAACUUCGUAUCUGUUUCUUAACCUCCUUCAGCCGCAACUACUUCAUUUAUAUAUGAAACAAAUGAUACUUAUAUUGUAGAGAUAUGAGGAUAAAAGACAGUGCAUGCAAGCUAUUUGGGUAUAACGGUGACUGACAAUACAACCUUUAGUAAAUUUUAGCUGUGAUUAUAAUUAACUAAAAUCCUAGGAUAUUUUUAUGUUGACCAAAGCAUACAACACUAAAAAUCUUUAGACCAUUUUACUACUUUUACAGUUGUUUCACUUUGAUUCUAAGACUUCUGAAUAAAAAUUAAGAAAAAAAAAUAAACCUGUAGGUCAAGACAUUUAGGAAAUUCUUGCAACUAAAGUGAGUAAAAUGCUGCAGGUAUGGGAUUAGUCCACUAGCAUACACGUGAGCAGAAAAAGGUUCUUUCACACUUAUCUCUGUAAACACCAUCAUAAUACAAUCCAGUGUGGCUAUUUUAGGACACAGUGUCAUGAGGCUCUUCAAUACCCUUCAAAUCUCACACAUCUCCAGUGCAUACUGCUCUUUUUGUAUUUUUGAGUUUAGGAACUUGCUCGCUUAAAGUGUCUGAUGUAUUCCUUUACCACUGAAAAUGAGCUUGGCCACUGAGCUAAACUGUUUUUUCAUCUCUAAUACAGGAAAGCAUCAGAAUAUGAAGUUGACUCAUCUCAAAUACAUAGUGAUAAUCAUACAUUUUAUUCUCUGUGUUUAUCUGACAUAUUACCUCUGACAAUCUUAGAUAUUACUACCACCUACACAAUUUUGCUUCUAACCUUUUCUAGAAAUAUAUAUUUAAAACUUUAUCUAGGGAGCCAAGAUGGCGGAAUAGUGAGGGCGCGCACCGAUAGUCCGGGAAAAUUUAGUUUAAUAAAAGGGGAGUUACGGUAGCCGCAGAAAAUAGAACCAAACAAAAAUUGCAGGGGAAACCCUUCUGAAUGGAGCAGGCGUGAAUCGGACGACCUACUGGGAGAACAAGGUCGCCCACCGCACGGAAGCAAAGUCGCGGGACCCAGCCACAGAAGCCCCAGGGUCUGCGCGACAGUGCUCCAAGGAGAGUGCACGCCACACAGAAAACAGCGGGGAGACUUGAGACGCUCAGGGCUCCGAGUCCACACAUCGGCGCUGGAAGGGGAGGUGAGCUCAAUAACCCGAGACAUUGGUGGGGAAACGGGGGUCAGAAUCUAGAGGGGGGCCGGAAAGUGCAGCAAACUCACUACCGGAAAGAAGGAAAAAAAAAAGCUUCGGGGUUUCUCUUCCCCCUAACCUUGCAAAGGUUACAAGGCUGCCAGACUUGAAGAAUUCCCAAGAGACAAAGAGCAGGCCUCCUCUUUGGAUUUACAUAUCAGUGGGGGAGAGUUAAGGAACUGAGUCACUACAAUUCAGUAGCCUAGGCAACCCAGUGGGAGUCCAGAGGAGCCAAAGACUGGAAGCUAAAUACCAUCAAUUCUGCACAGCCCUGCCCUGCAGUGUUACU